This is a messenger RNA of Cuscuta epithymum, 4926 nucleotides long. Lineage: Eukaryota; Viridiplantae; Streptophyta; Magnoliopsida; Solanales; Convolvulaceae. The record is from the annotation of a GenBank genome assembly.
GAAGUUACUGACAAGUAAACGGAAAAUUUUCUCUCUCUAGGGUUCCCGUAAGGCAACGCUUAGCCUAGUUUGUCCGGUGGUGAUCGUUUACGGUUACGGCACCGAGGUUACUCCUUCAUCCUGUCUUCUCUUUGGCUCGGUAGCCGUCGUCGAAGGCUACGGCUCUUGAACAAGGCUCUCGUCGUGGAGGUUUGAGUGAAGGAAUUUGUUGUGUGGGGCCAUUUAUGAGUAUUAUUUUGUGGAAUUGUAGGGGGCUGGGAAAUCCAGCAACUAUGCAAUGCUUGACGGAUUUGAUUCACCAACAUUGACCUUCCAUUGUUUUUUUUAUGGAGACAAAGCUGAGAUGUCAACGUGCAAGAGAUGUUCUACAUUCGUUGGGAUAUGUGAACGCCGAGGGUUUUGACACAGACGAACAGGGAGGCGGUGUGAUGCUGGGAUGGAAUGAGGAUUUUGAUGUUACGAUAACGUAAUUAAAUCCUAACUUUGUGGACUGUCAAAUAUGCAAGCCCGAAGGCAGUGUGACAGGGAGAUUCACGGGUUUCUAUGUGUUCCCCGAAACAGUAAUUAAGGCGACGUGCGGCGUGAGAGAUGUUGCAGAGGCUGGCCGAGAAUAACAACUUGGCAUGGCUAGUUAUGCGGGACAUGAAUGAUAUUCUGUAUGAUUCUCAAAAAAGGGGAAAAUUCCUCAUCCUCCAUGGCGACUUUGGGGUUUCCGCGAGGUGGUUCUAUCCAGUGGGUUGAGAGAAUUUCCGUUUGAUGGGUAUCAAUGGACGUGGGAGCGAGGUAAGGGACGCAAAAUUAGGUUGAAGAAAAACUUGACCGGAUUUUAGUUAAUGAUCAAUGGUGGGAUAUUUUUAUGGAGGCUAGAGCGACAUCGGUGGAAGCCCCAGUUAGUGACCACAUGGCUUUAUUUAUUAAAAUUCACCCUACUAUUUACGGUAGAACCGGAAGAAAAUUCCGCUUUGAGAAUAAUUGGUUGCGAGCGAGGGAAUGUAGAAAAGUGAAAGGUGAGAUUAUUUAUAUGGUUUUCAAAAAAAGAGUAAAAAACAUUGUCAGAGUCAAAUGAAAGAAGAUGAGGUGCGAAUGGGGGAUUAUUCUAGGAUUACCUAAAGGUGGAAUUAUUAUGAGAAUACCAGUAAAAGGUAAGAUUAUUUUUGUCAAUUUUUCCUAAUUUAAAUUAAAAGGGUUUAGAGGCAUAUAAUCCUUCUUGGUGUACACCCUGAGUUACACCCUGGGGUACACCCCAUUUAUUUGCCGUUCACACAGACAAACAACGUAAGAAUACAGACACUUUCGAUUAAACUGCCGGUGUGAGUUUGCAUAUCUGCUAGAUCUGCCAGGCUGGUUGCACGAAAACCAAUGUCGGUGUGCACAGACACUAGUUGUCUGUGUAGACAAAAAAGUGUCGGUGUGAACAAAAUUGGUUUGCAAGUUCAGGGGGUUGGGAAACCAGUGUCGGUGUACACAGACAUUAGUUGUCUGUGUAGAAAAAAAGUGUCAGUACAUAUAGAAUUUCGUCGGUGUGCACAGACGUUAGUUGUCUGUGUAAAAAAAGUGUAUGUACACAUACAAUAUUCGUCGGUGUGCACAGAUAUUAGUUGUCUGUGUAGAAACAAAAGUGUCUGUACAUAUACAAUCUUCGUCGGUGUACACCGAUACCGAAAGCAAACCAAUGUCGGUGUGCAUAAAACGUAAAAAGAGAGAAGGAAUGAAAGAAGCUGAUGAAGAUAAUGAACAACAAUGAUUCAAAGUAAUUGUUUCUAAACUUAGCUAAUAAAACAUUAAAGGAAAGAAAAAGGGAGAAGGAAAGAAAAAGAAGAAGAUGAUGAAGGAGAAAGGAAGAAAGAAACAACAAGAUGAAGAAGAAAAAAGAGGGGGAGGAGGGUUCGUAUGGUGCAAAAUAGAGAGAAGGGGAGAGAGGAGAGUUUAGAGAGAAGAGAGAGAAAAAAGUGGAAAGGGAAGAAAUGAAAAAUGGGAAGAGGGGGUUAUAUAUGGUGUAAUCCAGAGUGUAACCCAUUGUGUGCCUAAAGAAUUUUCCUAUAAUUUAUACUUCAUAUAUCUAUGGUUAUGACUGAGUUUGACUUUUUACCAAAAAAAAUGACUGAAUUUGACUUGUGAAAUGGCUUGUGAAAUAUUCCCUCUGUCUCAUUUUGGUUGUCCUACUUUCCUUUUUUGUUUGUCCCAAAAUGAAUGUUUUGUUUCUUUUUUUGGCAAGAAAUGUGUGAUUUUUAUCAUUUCACUUUAUUCUACUCAAAUCACAACCACAACUUUUAUUUUUCAACCACAUUAUUAAUAAUCGUGCCAAAUUGAAAGUGGACAAUCAAUAUGAAACGGAGGUAAUAAUAAAUUAUUUGAAAAUUGGAAUUCAUAUUAGUCGCGGAGAAAAAAGAAAUGAAAAUAUAUACGAUAGUAAUAAAAAGGGGAAAAGGAUAGACAAGCCAUAACCCUAUUACUGGCUGGCUCCUCUUCCUUAUCUCCUCCAUACAUUGCUCUCAUGAAGUUUGCCCCUUCAUAAAGCACUCUUUUCUUCUCGAAUUCACAGAAAAUUAGAAAAACUACUAACAGUAAACCUUUUAUAAAGAAACCCCAGACAGCUGAAAUCGGUGGAUCUUAGAAAUUCUAAAGAUUUGCUCCGAAAUCCCACAUGAAAUAAUCCAACAUUCUCGAAUCAAUUUCUGCUUCGAAUCAGAAUUACAAUGAAGAGGGAACGCGAUCGACUGAAGGAGGAGAGAUCUUCAAUGGGUAAAGGAAAGAUUUGGGAAGAAUCGCCUCCAGACGCGGGGAUGGACGAGCUACUUGCCGUGUUGGGCUACAAAGUCAAGUCCUCAGACAUGGCGGACGUAGCUCAGAAGCUUGAGCAGCUGGAGAUGGCGAUGGGGACAACGAUGGAGGAUGGGAUUUCCCAUCUUUCCAAUUCCACGGUUCACUUCAACCCUUCUGAUCUACCUGGCUGGAUCCAAAACAUGCUCUUCGAACUCAACGGCGACAACGAUUCCUCCUCUUCCUCGCCCAAUUUCGACGCCUUUCAUCACCAAUCCCCUUGCACCGUCUCCGGGGACAAAAUAAUUUUACCAGGAGAAUCUCCCUCUAUGAUUUGCUUCUCAAACAGAGAGAGCGAAAAUGUUGGGAGGAUUUCCGAUGACGAUUUGAGGGCGAUUCCGGGCGGCGCUAUUUUCGGUAACACCAGUAGAGAGCAGAAGGUAAAAGAGCAGCCUUCACCAUCUCCAACGUAUAAACGACAGAAAUCCUCAGCCGGAUCUAGUUUCUCCGGCGAUUCAACGGCGGGGAUGGGUGGCGGACCGGUGGCUCCGGAGGUUCCCCGGCCGGUGGUGCUGGUAGAUUCUCAAGAAGCCGGCGUCCGUCUUGUACAUACCCUGAUGGCUUGCGCCGAAGCCAUCCAGCAGGAGAAUUUCAAGCUAGCAGACGCGCUGCUGAAACACAUCGGAAUUCUCGCCGUCUCUCAGGCCGGAGCCAUGAGGAAAGUGGCCUCGUAUUUCGCAGUCGCCCUCAGCCAGCGAAUUUACAAAAACUACCCGAAAGACACCCCUUUCGACGCCACCUACAACGACGUUCUUCAGAUGCACUUCUACGACGCCUGCCCGUACCUGAAAUUCGCCCAUUUCACGGCCAACCAAGCCAUCCUGGAGGCCUUCGCCGGCUCCUCCCGCGUCCACGUCAUCGACUUCAGCCUGAAACAGGGGAUGCAGUGGCCGCCGUUGAUUCAAGCGUUAGCUCUCAGACCCGGCGGCCCGCCCGCCUUCAGACUCACCGGAAUCGGCCCUCCCCAGCCGGACAACACCGACGCCCUUCAGGAAGUCGGGUGGAAACUUGCUCAAUUCGCAGAAAGAAUGGGAGUUGAAUUCGAAUUCCGUGGAUUCAUGGCGAACUCUCUGACGGACAUAGACGCAGCAAUGUUAGACAUCAGACCCAGAAACAUCGAAGCGGUCGCCGUCAACUCCGUCUUCGACCUGCACAGGUUGUUGGGCCGGCCCGGCGGGAUAGAAAAGGUGCUGGAUUCCGUCAAAGGGAUGUCGCCGAAGAUCGUGACCGUCGUCGAACAGGAAGCGAACCACAACGGCGACGUUUUCCUGGACCGGUUCAACGAGGCUCUGCAUUAUUACUCAACAAUGUUCGACUCCCUGGAGAGUUCCCGGCUGAAGGCCGACUCGCCGGCGAGCCCCGGGUUGACUCAGGUCAAAAUCCAGGACCUGGAGAUGGCGGAGAUCUACCUCGGCCAGCAGAUCUGUAACGUGGUGGCUUGCGAAGGGGCGGACCGGGCCGAGCGUCACGAGAGCCUGAGCCAGUGGAGGCGGAGGAUGAAGGCGGCCGGGUUCGGCCCGGUCCACCUCGGCUCGAACGCGUUCAAGCAGGCGAGUAUGCUACUGGAGGUGUUCGCCGGCGGGGACGGGUACCGGGUGGAGGAGAACGACGGGUGCUUGAUGCUGGGCUGGCACACCCGGCCGCUCAUUGCCACGUCGGCAUGGCAGCUCGACGAGUCGUAGUGAGUCGACUCGGCAGUGUAACGGCCGGUCUGUGCUGUGCUGUGCUGAUUGGUUGUGUGGAGUGAGUGAGGGACAGCGAAAGAGACGGACCCUAAAAUGAGUCAAAUCCUGUCUUUUGCUCUUUUCUUUCUUAGAAAGUCGUCUUUUUCUUUUUCUAUUCCCUUCCUUCAUCUUUUUUCUUUUUAAAGUUUUUUCCUCCUGAAAGAGGGAAAGAUGGUUUGAUUUGGGUCGUUGCUUAAUUUGGUUCUGAUUUUCUCAUGUUAAAAAAUGUUGCAAUAAUUAUUAGGAAGUAUUCUUGUUAAGUUGAGGAAGUUUGAUCAAUCCCCAUGUUUGGUGUAGAAAGAAUAAAGCAUUUAUGUACAAAAUCCCAUCUUUCCCCCAUUGAAGUUUACCAAAUAUGAGCUUCUUUCCCAAUGGAUCUCGC